This is a messenger RNA of Linum trigynum, 4500 nucleotides long. Lineage: Eukaryota; Viridiplantae; Streptophyta; Magnoliopsida; Malpighiales; Linaceae. The record is from the annotation of a GenBank genome assembly.
CCACUUUGUGAGAGAAACUUUCUUCUACAUUCUAGAGAGAGAAACACGAACCAAGAGAAAGAAGAAAGCUAGGGUUUGCUCCAAGGUGGAUUUUGAGGAGAAUUCUUUCAAGGAAAUUCCAACACAAGGAUUAAGAAGAGUAGGAGCAUCCUUCAAGAUGGUUUUCUUCUUUUAUCCUUGUGUUUUCCUCACUUCUAGUAUGGAGUAGUUUUCCCUUCCACUUGGGUGUUGUGAAACCCUAACUCUACCAUGUAGUUUCCUUUAUGUUUAAUUCAAUGGUUGAGGUAUUUUUCACUUGAUUGUGCAUGUUUCUGCUUAGCAUCCUUAGGCUUGUGCAUGUUUAGUGCUUAGCAACCUAAGGAAUGUGCAUGUCUAUGCUUAGCAAUCCAAUUAGCCAUUUAACCUAGUUUAGAGAUGGAAACCUUCCCUUCUAAGGGAGUCUCAGUUGAGUUGUUGUCCCUAGGGCUUUCUAAGCCUUCUACUAGGUUAAUUUAGGGCAAACCUUAAUAUUGAAUUGAACAAUUUGGUAAAGCACAAUUAACCAUCCAACCCUUGGGUUGAAGAGAGGCAGUAAGUUUACCUUUGAUUGACUAAACCGAGAGGGCGUAGUGACAGCCUAUAAUGCAUGCCUCGGUUUAGCAAUCUUGAGUGUGUUCUAUGAUCACAUUUGCGUCCCUUAGUGGUUAGUGUUUGCCUCGCCCAAAGCGAUCAUUCCGGUUCACGUACCAUGGUAGGAGUUAGGGGGAAGCAACACCCGAGUGAUCUUCCCACAAAGAGUUUUCAAAACCAAAUACCUUAGCCUUAGUUUAUUUCGAUUAACAAACUUUGGAAACAAAACUUUGAUUGCUAGAUAGUGAGUCCAACGGUUGAAGUAGGGGUAGACGGACCGACCUAGCUUGAUAUUUAAACAUACUUGUCCUAUACUACACUCGGCUAAUGUUUGUACUUGGGCCUUAGACGGGAAAUCAUUGUGGUAUUCGGAAGGAGUCAAGUUUUUGGUGCCAUUGCUGGGGAAAACGGUCUGUUAUCUUGAAAAAGUUGUUGGUUGUUAAUCUAGCUUUUACUUUCCAGUUUUUGCAAGAGUGUGUUCUUUGUUUGUGCUAGACUUGGUGUGUUUUCCCGAUUGUGUGUAUGUGGUGCAUGACCCGGAGUAACCCGGCACCUUUACUACCACUCGACGAGGACAUAAACCGAACUCUCCGACUCCUAGCACGAGAGAGGGAGAUAGCGAAGGCAAGGAGUAGAAGUUAAAGUAGGGGACAACAGUGGGUCCCGGUGUUAGUAGUGAAGAAGUUGGAGUAGUAGAAGCUGAGUUCGUUGUUAGAAUAAUGUCACCUAAGGAGUGGAGCGCAAGUUUGGAGCAUGGGGAAGCAGAGUGUUAUCGGAUGGACCGCCUUGAAGAAGUGGUGAUGUCCUUUGUCGCCUCCAUCUCGAAAAAGUUUGAAAGAAUUGAUAGGUUUUCAUUGGGGUGGCGAUAGAGAAGUUCUCGGCCAUCGAGGCAGGAUUGGAGAGACAUGAAACUCACCUGAUGAACCUAGCCACAAGCAUAGGGGUUAUCUCACAAGCGUCUAGCAUGGCAACGGAGUUCUCCCAUUUCAUGGAAUUGAUGGAUCUGCUACACUUAAACAUUCCUUUUUGGAGGCUGUCACUCAAAUGCCUAAGUAUGCGAGUACUUGAAAGAUCUUCUCACUAACAAGAGGAAGCUCGAAGGGGUGGCCACAGUAAGCUUGAACAUGGAGCGCUCCGCCGUCCUGCAGAAUCACCUACCUAUGAAGCGCAAGGAUCCAAGGAGUUUCACUAUCCCUUGUUAUAUUGGUGAUUUAUGCAUAGGAAAGUCCUUGGCGGACCUAGUAGCCAGCAUUAAUGUGAUGCCCUAUAGGCUUUUUCAAAAGCUAGAGCUAGGUGAACUCAUAGCCACUAGGAUGCAUAUUCAGUUGGACGAUAGGUCCGUAGUACUGCCUAAGGGUGUAGUGGAAGAUUUGCUUAUUAGAGUAGGACAUCUUGUCUUUCCUGUGGACUUUGUUAUUCUAGAUGUUGAUGAGAAGGUUGAGGUCCCUCUCAUAUUGGGUAGACCUUUCCUAGCCACCGCCAAGGCCUUGAUUGAUGUGCAUGGGGGUAGGUUGGUUCUUAGGGCAGAAAAAGACGAGGUCACAUUCUAUAUAGAUGAUAGCAUGAAGUUGUCUAGUUGCCAUGACGAUUUUGAUUACUGCGAGGAGGUGUAUGACUUCAUGGAGGCACUCUCAUAUGUCGGUGCCCUUGCAUCUGACCCUUUUGAGGAGUGUUAUAUGGUAGAAACAGACAUCCAGAACUCCUCUAAGAAUGGUGACCAACCCUCGCAAGACCAAGAACUGGAGGCUUUACCCCCAAUGCCAAAAAUACCUACCUCUCUAGAGGAACGCCCUGAGUUGGAGUUGAAGCUGCUGCCUCCUCACCUCGAGUAUGCCUUUUUUAUUGAGGUGUUAAGGCGUCACGAGAGGGCAAUAGCAUGGAAGAUCACAGACAUCCGGGGCAUUGCGCCGAACUUUUGUUCUCACAAAAUCCAUCUGGAGGAAGGAGCCAAACCGGUCCGGCAACCGCAGAGGUGAGUAAAUCCUAAUCCGGAAGAAGUGGUAAAAGCAGAAGUUAUCAAGCUACUCGACGUCGGGAUUAUUUACCCUAUCUCGGAUAACCAGUGGGUGAGCCCAACCCAGUUUGUCCCUAAGAAGGGAGGAAUGACGGUGGUGGCCAUUGAAAAGGAAGAGUGAUUCGGGCUCAAAUGUACACAUUUUACCCCUCAUAUCUUGAUCGUUUGGCCUUGCAUUUCAUCAUUCCUCGACAUUUUUGACGUUAGGUUGUGUUUGUUUUGAUACAUUUCAGGUCCUAGCACGUUUGGAAGGGUCAAGGACGAAUUUUGGGAUAAUUGGAGGUCAAAAAGCGCAAAACCGAAGAAAAGUACGAACACCGUGACAAUUGCUUCGUAGUAGUGAAGGCGUCCAGAAAUUGCCGCAGUUCACGACCAGACAAGGCAGUUCACGGUCUCCUAAGACCAUGAACAAGGACCACAAACCGUGAACACUGAGGCGUCCAGCGAGGUUCCAGAAGUUACUGACGAUAAGGCAGUUCACGGUCUCUAAGACCGUGAACUGGGGCCAUUGACCGUGAACCCAUGACAGUGAAGCGGUGCGUUUUGGACGACGCUGAGUUCACGGACGCGUUCAGGUGUUCACGGCCGUGAACUGGCCAACGCGUCCGUGAACUUAUCACUUUCGAGCAAAUAUGAAGACAACAGCGGGGAGAGAGAAAGGGGAUCUAGUUUUUGGAGAAGAAUUAGUUUCUUUCUAUAGGGUUUGCCCAAAAACACAAAAUGGGAGUUCUAGUGAGAGAGAGAGAGACAGUGCUAGAGUGAUCUUGGAGCAUCAUUGGAGGUUUGGGUGGAGAUUCCAGCCUAGAAGAAGAAGAUCUUGACCUCAAAUUUGUAAUCCAUCUCUCUCUCUCUCUCUAGAAUCUCACUCUUUUCUCUUGGAUGUUGUAAAUCCCUAACUAAUACUUUGUAAUUACUUGCUUAUUCAAUUAAGUGUGGGUUUGCAUCAAUUUUAGUAUUAUAGGUGUUUUCAUGGUGAUUGUGCAUGUUCGUGCUUAGCAACCUAAGGUUUGGGCAUAAUUGUGCUUAGAAAUCUAAGGGUUGUGCAUGUUGAUGCCUACUAUCUAGGUUAGAGACCUUUGACUCAAGUUUGCAUCUAGGUUGGUUGUGAUUAAGCCGUUCAAACUCCGGUUUGAAGGAGAGGCCUAGGCAACCACUAGCGACUAAGUGAGAGGAUCGAUCCCGUGGCAAAUGGAUCUCUAGUGAAUCCAUCCCGUGACAAAUGGAUCACUAGGUUCUCCUCCUAGAGGUUCCCCUAGACUUGGUGAGUGGAUCGAUCCCGUGACAAAUCGAUCGCUAGUGAAUCGAUCCUGUGACAAACCAAUCACUAGUUGCACACCCUAGCGGUUCACAACCACCCACGCCACACGACUCCAUUCAAUCCAACCAGUCGUGGUAGCUAGUUAGGGGGAAGCAACUCCUGAGUGAAGCUCCCUUAGUUAGGAUUUUCCUUCAUUUACUUUUCUCUGCUUGCUUAGUUUGUAGUUUUCUUAGUUGAAAAUCCAAAACUGUUUUGCUAGAUAACAACUUAAGCGAUUGAAGUAAGGGUACAUGGACUAGCCCGAGUCGAUAUUUAAAUACUUGUUCUAUACUGCAGCCGACUAUAGUUUAAAAACUUGGACACUAGUCGGGAUUAAUUUUUGGUUUAGUUUCAUGCGAGUCAAGUUUUUGGUGCUGUUGUCGGGGACCCGCGGUCCAUUAUUUUGAAAAGGUAGCUUAGUGUUACGAGGAGGACGAGGAGGUUGAAAGGGCGAGCAAUGACAACCGUGUGGAGCAAGAAGAACUCACCUCGGAGAGCUCCCGUGGUGAGGAUGAACAAGAAGGUUGCAUUGAUGACACCCAUCACUUUCCCCUUCCCGAAAGAAACUUUGAAGACCAAG